AUGUCAUCUUCUGAAGCUGAAUUUGCACAAAACUUUAUUACCUUGGCAACUUUAAACAAGCCAACCCUUUCUAGAGAUUAUAAAAAACCUUUAAGCGAAGUAAAUCAAUUGGGUGUUGCUUUACCUCCUUUGAAGUAUCGUUAUAGAACAAGAAAUAAAAAUACAUCAUCGUCAAAAUCCUCUGUGAAAUUAACUUUGAAAAGUGUGAGACCUCCUAAGUUUUCAAUCCAGCAAGAUUUCAAUUCUCAUGACACUGUUACUGAAGUUAAACAAUUCUUGGUAAACUCGGAGAAAGUGCAACAAAUUGGCCAAUUAAAAUUAUUGUUAAAAGGUAAAGUUCUUCAUGAUUCUGUCUCAUUAUCGGAACUAGAUAUAACUGAAGCUGUUAUUAAUGUAAUGGUUAGCAAACCAUUAAAUGUAAAUGCUCAGUCAUCAACUUCUGGGCCAGGCUCAUACGCUCAUAGUAUGGCAUCUACUACUGAUGCGAAUGGUAACACGGUAACAAUUGAAUCUCGUGGUAAUGAUGAGGUUAAGGUAUCAUACUCUCAAACUGAAAAUGGUAACACAGUUAAUGUUUCGACCUCUAGUAGCGGCAUGAACAUCCCUACCUCAGUUGCUACUUCAACUUCGAAAGAACUUCAAGUGCCAUGGAUGGAAAUCGAAAUCUUAUUAAAAUCUAGGUGCACUAACAUAGAUGAAGUCAAUAAAACUUUACAACGUUUGAAAAGAGGUUGGGAACUUGCCUCUGAUUAA
Messenger RNA from Henningerozyma blattae CBS 6284, 753 nucleotides. RefSeq names its product Mdy2p (gene MDY2). The transcript has a single exon. Gene Ontology annotation, molecular function: protein binding. The coding region runs from base 1 to 753 and encodes 250 amino acids. NCBI's taxonomy places the organism in Eukaryota, Fungi, Ascomycota, Saccharomycetes, Saccharomycetales, Saccharomycetaceae. The record is from RefSeq and is a predicted model, not a curated record.